Molecule: messenger RNA, 297 nt
Organism: Coccomyxa subellipsoidea C-169
Lineage: Eukaryota; Viridiplantae; Chlorophyta; Trebouxiophyceae; Coccomyxaceae
Product: ribosomal protein S25
Exons: 3
Cellular component (GO): cytosolic small ribosomal subunit
Molecular function (GO): structural constituent of ribosome
Source: RefSeq, a predicted model, not a curated record
CAGAAAUGGUCCAAGGGAAAGAUGAAGGAGAAGGUCAACAAUCAAGUCCUCUUUGACCAGGCAACGUAUGACAAACUGCUUUCGGAGGUGCCGAAGUACAAGUUGAUCACACAAUCAGUCCUCUCCGAUCGCCUCAGGAUCAAUGGAAGCCUUGCACGGGCGGCCAUGCAGAUUCUCAGGGAGAAGAAUCUGAUCCGCGCAGUAGCAGUGCAUGCAACUCAGUCCAUUUACACAAGGGCGACCAACACAGAGGCAGAGGCACCUGAGGGCAAGGCACAGAAGGGGAAGGGAAAGUGA